This is a messenger RNA of Candidula unifasciata, 901 nucleotides long. NCBI's taxonomy places the organism in Eukaryota, Metazoa, Mollusca, Gastropoda, Stylommatophora, Geomitridae. The record is from the annotation of a GenBank genome assembly.
AUGACCAGAAGUAUCAAAGCUACCAACGAUCGUGGAGAUGACUGCACACCACACAAGAGGGAGGAGAGGGUAAUGAGGGAGGCCUACAGGAAAGAGAGGCUGUCAAAAUCCUAUUUGGCAGACGAUGAAAACUGUCCUUCUUUCAGGAUGCAGCUGGCUAAGAUGGGUCUUCAGCUGCGUGAUAUACCAGCUGAUGGAAACUGUCUGUUCCGAGCGCUGGGCGAUCAGUUGGAAGGACAUUGUCGCAACCACUUCAGACACAGAACGGAAGUUGUCAAUUAUAUGAGAACACACAGACAUGAUUUUGAGCCAUUUGUGGAAGAUGACAUGUCAUUUGAUGAGCAUGUGCAAACAUUACAGAAGCUCGGCACCCAUGCUGGAAAUGAUGCCAUUGUAGCUUUUGCUAAACUUCACAACGUCCAUGUUGUGAUUCAUCAGCUCAACGGCCAGCCGCUCAUGAUUCAAGGUCCAACUGUGAGCAACGAAAACACACGACAGUUGCACUUGGCCUACCACAAUGGAGAUCACUACAGUAGUGUUCGGAAAGUUGAUGACAACACAGAAUCUCCCGCUCACAUACGCCUGCAAGAUUCAGACCCACAUAUGGGCCAUCAUAGCAAGAUUGGCCAUGACCCUGUUGAUGGAUUCGUGUGUGUUAAAAGAAGUCUCGAGGAUAUUGAAACUGAAGUGGCUCUGGCGACAAAUUGUACGGACAUGGAGAGGAUCAGACAGGUGCUCAGUGAGUGUGAUUAUGAUGUGGAUGCUUCCAUCGCUGACCUGCUGCAGCAGCUGGAGAUGACCAGUGAGGCUCAUCAAGAUGAUACCACAUCGAUGAUGUCUCAACCAGCUUCCACAGAUGACAGUGGAAUCUGGAACACGUCUGCCUGCGUUAGCACCAGUG